Messenger RNA from Colletotrichum acutatum, 1701 nucleotides. Its product is annotated as SAGA-associated factor 29. NCBI's taxonomy places the organism in Eukaryota, Fungi, Ascomycota, Sordariomycetes, Glomerellales, Glomerellaceae. The coding region runs from base 271 to 1311 and encodes 346 amino acids. Gene Ontology annotation, cellular component: SAGA complex. The record is from RefSeq and is a predicted model, not a curated record. The transcript has a single exon.
CCUCAUCAUCUCUCCAUUUAUUCAUCUCCAUCAUCAGCUCAACUCAGAACUGAUAUCAAUAUGCCGCAGAAACGGAAGACCACAGCUGAGCAGCCGCCUCGCAGUGGUCGAACUGUGAAGCCUACCACUACCGAACCGAAGCCUGGGAGCUCAACCUCGAGCAUACCUACGAGCACAUCUUCUGCCCCGGCUGCCCGCGACGAGUCCACCUAGAAGAAGCGCGACUCGCCCGAGGUUCAGCCCAGUCCUUUGGAGUCUUUGCAAGCCAAGAUGUCUCAGCGAAACCGAAGCGGCCGCGGCUCAAACCGCAACAAUGGCAGCGGCCAUGGCGAAGAGGUGCAGCUAUGGGAAUCUGCAAAGGAAAAAUUCCACGAGGUUGUGAACGGUGUCAAUCAAGAGAACGACAACCUGGCGGAACUAUUGAAGCUUGACAAGAAGGCAGCCAUGGCCAGCAUGGACGGUGGAAACCCAUCAGGCAGCGAUCUGAACAAGAUGGAGCAGAACUGCCGUUCCGGUGUCAAGCUGUCGGAGAACAACUCGAACAACAUCAAGAACCUCAUUGAACAGCUUAAAAUUCUCAAGGCUGUGCAGCAGGCCAAGGAAGCAGCCGAGGCUCCAGCGACAACCGGUGCCUCAUCACGGACCGGCAGCUCGACCCGCAAUCGGGACGCCGCUGCAGCAGCACUUUACGACUUUGAUGGAGCCGGCGACUCUCCAGUACCCAGCCCUAUCGGCGGAAGCUCACGCAAGUACGGCGAUAGGGGCAGCAACCGCGAUAGUAUGCCGCCCAAGGCAGAUAGCGUCGAACCGCAAGGUUCCACGGGCUCCAACACGGCAGGUUCAUCGUCAGGUGCCCUAGGGUCAAGCGCUUCUUCUGCAGCUCGAAGCAAGAUAUCGUUCUCCAAAGGGGACAAGGUAGCGUUCAAACGGAAGAAAGAUGAGCCGCAGCAGGGCGAAGCACCGUAUGACUGGAUACUAGGUGAGGUGGUCGGCGUCAUUGGCGAAGGCAAGAGCCGGCGGUACAAGUGCUUGGAUGUGGAGCCGGAGGACAACGUCAAGCCUAAGGAGUACAAGACCUUUGCGUCGGGCAUGAUACCGAUCCCGGCGGAGAACCAGACGCACAAUCUCGCUAAGCUGGAAGCUGGCAGGAUGGUCCUCGGGCUCUACCCGCAGACAACGGCAUUUUACGCAGCAGACGUUGUCGGCACGGAGCCGGACGGCAAGACGGUCAACCUCAAGUUUCAUGGCGAAAACGACUCAUCGACUACGCAUCAGGUGGAGCGGCGCUAUGUGCUGGAGUACCGGCCCUGAACCCAAGAGGACAAGGUCCCCGAGAUGUAUCCGUAGAUGCACCAGAUGAUCCAGAUCUGGUGAUGCGGAGAAGGAGAGGGCCAAACGCUCAAGUUGGGAAGUGCAUGACGUUAGCGAAGUGUUAGCGAGGGCCAUGAGCGGGCGUUCGCUUAAAGUAUUGAGUUGAGAGAGUGUGUAUUGGCCGAGAGAUCAACGGCCCGGACAUGGGAUAUCUGGUGUGUCUAUCGUCAGGGCUCAUUAAACAAACAAAAGGGGACAUGACAUGGCGGGUCGAAACGGAACUUAACAUGCUUACUAUGCAUCCAAGGCAGGGGUAGCAGCUAGCGGGUAUCCGUACCAGCGACAGGCUGGCAGGAUUAGUAGUACGGAUAGAAAUGACUAUGAACGUUU